This is a messenger RNA of Macaca mulatta (Rhesus monkey), 684 nucleotides long. Lineage: Eukaryota; Metazoa; Chordata; Mammalia; Primates; Cercopithecidae. The record is from RefSeq and is a predicted model, not a curated record.
AUGCAGGGCUUGCACUUGAGUCAAGGUGGGGCCCAUGGUGUCUGGUUCCUGAAGCAGCCCAGGAGGGUCGGAGACCAGAUCACCAAGGCCAUUGUCCUGCCCCCUCAUUCACUAGAGAAGGAAAAAAAAUCCUUGUUUUUAUUUCCUGAAGGCUUUUUGAAAGCAAAGAUGAGCAUCCCUCCACGUGAGAAAGUCAUGUUGGACAUAGUUGCGAUGUUUCACCAAUACAGUGGAGAUGAUGGUACGAUUGACGUGCCAGGUCUGGUGAACCUGAUGAAGGAGAAUUUCCCCAACUUCCUCCGUGGCUGUGAAAAAAGCGACACAGAUUACUUGUCCACUGCCUUUGAGAAAAAAGAUGAGUAUAAGGAUAAGAAGAUUAAUUAUUCUGAGUUUCUUUCCUUGCUGGGGGAUGUAGCCAUAGACUACCACAAGAUAAUGCAUGGAGCGGUGCCUUGUUUCGGGGGGAGCCAGUCAUCCCGCCCCACCCAGGGGCUUCUGGAGACUCCCAUGAACAAUAAAGCAUCUACUCCCACAAGAUACUUCCUCCUUUUCCUUGGCUGUGUGUAUCUUAGACAGAACAGGAAGUUAUUCGUUAACUGCUUUGUAGAUGCUCCACUAGAUGCAGAAGUGCUGCCUAGCAGAUGUCUGCUUCCAGAAUGCUCCCCGCAGUGCCCUGAGUCCUGA